Messenger RNA from Rotaria sordida, 312 nucleotides. The record is from the annotation of a GenBank genome assembly. NCBI's taxonomy places the organism in Eukaryota, Metazoa, Rotifera, Eurotatoria, Philodinida, Philodinidae.
AUGACUGGAGGAGGAAUGUGUGCCGAUACAGUUAUGUCAUGUAAAGAUUUGGUUUCAUGUGAAAAUGAUAAUAAGACAUGUUCAGUACCCAAUACUGUAUGUGUGAAUAACACUCGAUGCAACAUUCCUGUUUGUUAUCCGAUAGACCGUGCUUCUUUCCAACGGUGUCCAUCUCUCGCCCUGAGAACUUUAACCAAUACGACUGCUCCGAGAACCGUGGAAACAACGUCAUUCACAACACCAAUAGCCACCAUGUCAUCGACACCGAGAUUAUCAACAACAACGACAACCUAUACGGCUCUUAGUAAUUAA